This is a messenger RNA of Podarcis lilfordi (Lilford's wall lizard), 241 nucleotides long. NCBI's taxonomy places the organism in Eukaryota, Metazoa, Chordata, Lepidosauria, Squamata, Lacertidae. The record is from the annotation of a GenBank genome assembly.
CCAGUAGCGCUGCAGUUACAAGGCACUUUCAUUACCAAAGUUGUAUCGAGCACAAAGACUUCAAAGAAGCUGCAAGAGAAGCUCUCACAGAGCGGUGAGUUCACAGGAUGGUGCUUUGAACUUCCUUUAUGUCUUCAACAGGAAAGAAGUGUCAGUUGGACAGAAGAAGUCAUAUGCAGGAGCUGUAGAGGAAAAUACAACAAAAACUGUACUCUGUGAUAUCAACCAUUGUUUGGUGUGA